Messenger RNA from Arachis stenosperma, 981 nucleotides. RefSeq lists its product as uncharacterized. The transcript is spliced from 3 exons. The record is from RefSeq and is a predicted model, not a curated record. NCBI's taxonomy places the organism in Eukaryota, Viridiplantae, Streptophyta, Magnoliopsida, Fabales, Fabaceae. Bases 1 to 981 code for a protein of 326 amino acids.
AUGAUUUCAAUUAUUCCAACCGAGUAUCUGGGGGAGUAUGAAGGUGACCCAGAGGAAGAUUAUGAUAUAGAGGAUGAGGAAGCUUUCUCCUUCAUCCGAUUUGAAGAUGAGUCGGGGUAUUUUCUUCGGCCUACUGAAAAACAAAUGUCUCAUCUCCGCCCACUCCAUAUAACCACCACUUUGAGUGGGAUCAUAGUAGAUAAAGUCCUGAUUGACGGUGGAGUGACAAUUAGUCUUUUUCCAGAGAGGAUGUUAAUGAAGGUUGGAAAGCAUCUUAAUGAUUUGGUCCCCACAAACAUUGCUGUAAUGGACUUUAGUGGGGCUUCGACUCCAGCAAAAGGGCUGGUCACUUUGAGUGUAAAUGUUGGAUCAUCCAAACAAAACACUGUGUUCGUGGUGGUUCCAUCAAAAUCAAGUUAUAAUGCUUUGUUGGGGGGAGACUGGAUCCACGGUGUGGGGGCUGUACCUUCUACUGUGCAUCAAAGCGUUCUUCUUUGGACAAAGGAUGGAAAGCCUGAAGUCAUUAAGGCAGAUUCGAACCUUUAUGUCGAACAACUGCAUGUUGAUUUCAGAAUGUAUAAUACUAAGUUGAAGCCUUUGAAUGUUGAUAGGACACUGAACUCUUAUAAUUGUGAAGGUUGUUACUUGUCCUCGGAAGAAAAUAAAGAUGAUUCUUCUGAUGAAGUAGAAUCACGUAGGGUUAGAAGUUCUUCAAAUAGUAGUUGUAUUAACUCGAUAUCUUUGAUCGAGAUUAGUCAUAGUUUACAUGUUCCUUCUUUAUGUAAUGAAAGUGAUGCUGCAAGCCAAACUGCUGAUUUAGUAGCAGAGAAAAAUGGGAAGUUAAGAGUAUGCAUUGAUUUUCGAGAUUUGAAUAAUGUUACUCCAAAAGAUGAAUACUUUAUGGCAAUAGCAGAUAUGUUGAUCGAUUCUGCAGCAGGAAACAAAAUCUUAAGUUUCAUGGAAUGGUUAUUCAGGAUAUAA